CGGCUGGAAAGGUUGAUAAAAUUGUGGGUUUCCUGUGUAUUGCGGUUUAGGUUGCUGCAUUGUUAAUAAGCGACAGUCAACCACGAGAGAGCAUACUCAAAGCGAUAUGCCGCGGAAGGGUGCGUACCAUAUUGCCAACUCAAGCCCUGAAGAGGGCCUGUCAAUAAGGCAGCACAAGGACUAUUCGUACCCUGCGUGUCUGGCGUCGAUGCUAGCGUUCUUGGCAAUCUGUCUUAUCAUCAUCGCUUGCACCUUUCCAUGGAAAUAUAUGAAAGAGGAACACACAAAUGUUAGAGAGGAUGGGUCUGAAUUUGACAAAUUUGAAGGCAAUCGUUUUCCUUCCCCAAAAACUACUGAUCCGGAUUUUCACGGCAGGAGUGACGACGAUACACAUAAAAGGCAUAAGAGCAAGUCUACUGUGCCUCCACAGCUUGAAACCGUACAACCAACUGUAACGGCAACAGACGUUGAUGAAAAAACCACAACUCUGUCACACCAGAGUUCGGUUGUGCCCACCACCUCCACGGAAAAGCCCGUUGACGAUUAUGUUGAUGUUGCAGAAGAAGGCAGUGCAAAAAUUUCUAAGAAUGAAGAGAUAGCUGAUGCUGUUUCGGAAGCAACAACCUUGGGUGCUGAGACAACAACAGAAGAAAUAAAGAGCAGCAGUAGUUCUGUUGCUGAUAAAACAGAAGCAACUAUAUCAUCUGUCAUAGUUACUGAACCCACAGUGGAACCGAAAGAGCAAGUCCAAACUAGCAAGCAUUCAUCUGUUAGCGCGAGUACAACAAGUUCAACCAUAUUAAGCGCGAGCGCUGUCUCCAGCGCGUCCACGGAGCCAACUUCAAAAAUGCAAGAUGACCAAACGUCAAACUCGGACCAUGACUCCAGGUGCCCAAGCCAACUAUGUAGCACAAUUGCGAGUCGACAGCUCAGCCUGAUGAACGUGGAUGCGAACCCAUGCGACGAUUUCUACGAGUACGCGUGUGGCUCGCUUAGAAUAAGCAGAAAUUUGGCCGAGCCAAAUCCAGACGCACAGGUGAAUGAGAAGCUGAGAAUGGCCAUCAAGAAAGUCGAUAUGCAAAACAGUAGCGUGCCGCUUAAGCACAGGUUUUUCAAAAGCUUCUACCAGGACUGCCUUGAUUACGAAAACGAUUUCAACUACAACAAACGACUUAACAAAGCCAAGACAAUUCUUCAAAGCGUUGGGACAUUUCUAGAAUCCGGUCACGCGGACAGCAUGACUCUCACCGAUCUCGUUGCAAAAAUGCUACAAUAUAACAGCGCGCCUCUUUUCGACAUUUUGCUUGACGUGUCUGAAGCUGGGAGAGAUGCUCCGUUUUCUAUCAAGGUUGUGCCGCCACUGCCACGCAAUUCUUUUUUCUACCCAAACAGUCACUUUAACGGAGGACAUUGUUUUGCCGAUACCGCUCCACCGGAGGAUGAAAAUGUAAAAACGGACACUUUAUACGAAAAAUACGCGGAAUGCAAGAACAAUGAAGGAAGCUACAUUGAUAGUGUUGGAAAAGCGCUGAGGGAGUUUGGAGCUUUUAGCGACGAUCAAGGUAAAGCUGCAGAAUGGGUGACUGCCACAAAAGUUGGGGUGGAGGAGCUUCUGCGUUCAAAAAUACUCACUUCGGCACAAUACACUGAGGCAAACAUUCGAAUCGAUGCAGUCAGCAAAGGCUAUGAAAUGUUUACCAUAAACGAAUUGCAGAACCAAUACUCAAUGUUGAACUGGACCGCCCUGUUGACUAAAGUAGUCGCUGCGAAUAAUUCGACAUUGAUCAAUGACAAAAUAGCAAUUCAAGUUUACUCUAAAAGUUACAUUACUGAACUCUUCAACCAACUUGACAUCAACAGUGGCGAAACGGCCUUGUACAACGCCAUACUGGCAAUGUUUUGGCACAUGCUUUACACCGAUUUCGUCGUCGCAAAGGGAAAUUGCGACCGGCCCAACUUUUGCACGUUCGCUGCGCAACGGUUUAUGGAUGACGCCGCCUCUUCUCUGUAUCUCUCAGAAUUCGAUUCUGCUGCCAUGACCACGAUCCACGCACAGGUGAGAGAAAUGUUCGACAAAGAGACGACUCUGCUGGCAACAAGGAUCAGACACUCUCCACAAAUAAAGGACGAAACAGAGAAAGACAAACUGAUAGAAAAAUUGGAAAACAUGAGAAUUGAGAUUAGUGGUAAUAGAAAACAAACGGCAGAGAUAUACAUUGUGGAGAAAGAUCUGGAAGAGGAUUAUUUCUCUAAGGCAAUUCGUUUGCUUAAGAGACGUCGUCAGAGAAUGUACAGUGACUACCGGGGAAGAAAACCGGAUAAGCCUUCUCAAAUCUGGAGUCACUUUUCACUUCCUACUUUGACCAAUGCGAAUGCAGUUUACGGAUUGAAUGCAGUUUUGGUUCCCCAAGGUCUCAUCGCUAAUAAAUACAUCCAAGGUGCUCCAGAAUACAUUAACAUGGGAAUUUUAGGCACCAUAAUCGCCCAUGAAAUUAUUCAUCACUUCGAUUCAACUGGAAUCGACUACAAUGCAGAUGGAAAAAGGAGCACUGCUGUCACAACACAGAAUGAAAAUAUAUUCCAGGAUCUGACAACACAACUCGAGCAACAGUUUUCAUUCCAAAAAUCAUACAAUCUCGGAAAUGGUCGAUUCGCUGACUUUAAUAUACACUCGGAACUAUCACAAAAUGAAAGGUUUGCUGAUAUUGCUGCGAUCGAUGUUGCUUAUGAGGUCAUUAAAAAGGGGCUAGAACAUGAGAGCGAAGACGAGAGCUACAUGAAUUUGCCUUACGUGAAUUACAAUCAGUCAAAAAGCUUCUUCCUCGCCCACGCGCAGAUGUUUUGCACAAAGAAAGAGUUUCUGGAUUUCAGAGUUAAGCUUUACGAAGGAGAGCAUCUCCCACCUCAAAUUCGCGUUGAUAUGAUCAUGCGAAACUCAAGAUAUUUCCUAAAAACGUUUGCUUGUCCACCAAGGAAAACUCAAAGUUUCCAAGAUAUUCUUCAAAUAGAUGAUUAACUAUAAAAUUGUGUGUGGAAAUGUCGCUUUUUUACUUGUGUUUUACGUUUGUACACUACACGCGCGUAUUUUACUUGCUGAUUGAUUUUUUAUGAAGUAAAACUAAAGAAACUAGU
This is a messenger RNA of Cloeon dipterum, 3132 nucleotides long. Its product is annotated as endothelin-converting enzyme homolog. Gene Ontology annotation, molecular function: metalloendopeptidase activity. Gene Ontology annotation, cellular component: plasma membrane. The transcript has 24 exons. Lineage: Eukaryota; Metazoa; Arthropoda; Insecta; Ephemeroptera; Baetidae. Gene Ontology annotation, biological process: protein processing. Bases 107 to 3016 code for a protein of 969 amino acids. The record is from RefSeq and is a predicted model, not a curated record.